AGCUUAGUUAGAGCUACGUGGAUAGAACAAGUUAGAAACUCUCGCGGACAUCAUCUGGCUUCUUUAUUUUUGUCUUCUUUUCACAUCCAACGCUUAAAAGAAGAUCCAAUUUGCAACUUAGAAAUUUGACCAUAAGCACGCAAGGCAAGGUCCACCGCAGCAUUCGACAUGGCGACCCGAGAUCUCCAGACCCCGUCCUACGUUCUAGGCGCCCUUACUGCCACCGGCGGCAUCAUCGGUUUCCUCAAAACCCGCUCCUUGCCCUCCAUCGUUGCGGGGUGCACGGUCGGUUUACUCUAUGGACUUGGUGGCUAUCGCAUCCAAAACCGCGAACCCUAUGGCGUCGAACUAAGUCUACUUGCUUCUGCUGUCCUGGGAGGCUCCGCCAUUCCUCGCGCGAUACGCCUUCGAAAGCCCGUUCCAGUCCUGCUCAGCUUGCUCUCUGCCUUCGGCUUGUUCACCUUUGGAAACGAAUUCCGCCGCAAUUUGCAAAUCUAGUGAUAUUGUACAGCGGGAAGCGGCGAUCCUCUAGGGUUGUUUAGGUAGUCUGUAUACAGCUACCAAGGGUGGCCGUUGUGUCUUGCGUUCUCCCAGCGUGAGCUGCCCAGACCAUAUACCCCGCGCCGUGUAACAAUUAUCCCGAAUCUUGGUCGCGCCAUGCUAUGGAAUCCCAUCCCCGAACGCAUGUCGUGCAAAAAUGCAACAGUGCCAUAGUGGUAUUCGCUGCAACAGUCCUUGUGUCCAUAAUACAGUCGUAGCGCGUAUCGUGUUGUAUCGUAUCAUAUCGUACAGCCGAGGGGGACGCCGGGUGUAUAAAAAAGCC
Molecule: messenger RNA, 823 nt
Organism: Sodiomyces alkalinus F11
Lineage: Eukaryota; Fungi; Ascomycota; Sordariomycetes; Glomerellales; Plectosphaerellaceae
Product: TMEM14-domain-containing protein
Exons: 3
Coding region: 169-498 (109 amino acids)
Cellular component (GO): membrane
Source: RefSeq, a predicted model, not a curated record